This is a messenger RNA of Penicillium angulare, 474 nucleotides long. RefSeq lists its product as uncharacterized. NCBI's taxonomy places the organism in Eukaryota, Fungi, Ascomycota, Eurotiomycetes, Eurotiales, Aspergillaceae. Bases 1 to 474 code for a protein of 157 amino acids. Gene Ontology annotation, cellular component: ribosome; cytosolic large ribosomal subunit. Gene Ontology annotation, molecular function: structural constituent of ribosome. Gene Ontology annotation, biological process: translation. The record is from RefSeq and is a predicted model, not a curated record. The transcript has 5 exons.
AUGGCCGCCGAACGCACAAACGUCUCCAACGACCUGGUCUGGCAGAUCACCCGUAACCAGAACUCUUAUCUGGUUCGCCGCAACGCCGGUGGUGGUUCCCAGUUCUCUCGGGACCCUCUUAACUUGCAGAACAAGCACUCCUUCAAGUAUGCCGGUUAUGCCAACAACAAGGCCAUCGGUGUUCAGUCCGAUGAGAACGGCGGUGUUACCGUGACCACCAAGAAGGCCGGUACUCCCCAGCAACCCGGAAAGACCUUCGUUACCGUGAACUACGGCCCCAAGACCUCCACCCGCAAGAUCUACAAGGGUGUCGCCGACCAAACCGCCCAGAACGGUUACCGUGCCGACCUUCGCGAGGAGGCCGUUGCCCGUGUCAGUGCUGUUCGCCGCUCUCAGCAGCCCAAGAAGGACACCCCUGCUAAGCAGCCCCGUGGUGUCAAGGCCCGCAAGGCUGCCGAGAAGGACUCCGAGUAA